Messenger RNA from Chenopodium quinoa (quinoa), 1911 nucleotides. Its product is annotated as protein FLX-like 2. The record is from RefSeq and is a predicted model, not a curated record. The coding region runs from base 206 to 1507 and encodes 433 amino acids. Lineage: Eukaryota; Viridiplantae; Streptophyta; Magnoliopsida; Caryophyllales; Amaranthaceae. The transcript is spliced from 5 exons.
UAAUGAAUACGAGGUCGUCUACUUUAUUAUUCGAUCAAACGGUAGACAUAAUUACCGUCUUUGGAGCUUUUCACUUUUAUGCUACAACUUCCCCCCUUUCUCCGCCGAAUUCUCCAUUGAAGCGCGUUAUCUCAAUUCUCCAUUCUCCAUUCUCCAUUCUCUAUUGAAGCUUGAACCAAGCUUUCUCUCCUCCAUUAGUGACAAAAUGGGGAGCAAAGGGCGAUUACCACCUCAUCAUCUGAGGCAUCCUCUUCAUGGCCCUAGUUUGGUGCAUCCGGAGCCAUUUGGAGCUGGGAUAUGGCCUCCACAUGGUGGGUUUCCUCAUGGUGACAUGUUGCCUCCACCGGAAAUUUUGGAGCAGAAACUUGCUUCUCAGCAUGUUGAGAUGGAGAGGUUGGCAACAGAGAACCAAAGGCUUGCUGCCACUCAUGGAUCAUCGAGACAGCAGCUUGCUGCUGCACAACAGGAACUUCAGAUGUUGGAAGCUCAAAUUCGAGAUUCAAAGCUAGAGAGAGAGCAACAGAUGAGAGGUCUAAUAGAUAAAAUUUCGAAGAUGGAAGCCGAAUUAAAGUCAGUGGAUCGCCUUAAACUAGAUCUACAGCAAGCAAGGACAGAGGCACAAAGCUUGGUUGAAGUGAGGCAAGAGCUUAUGUCUAAAGUGCAGCAACUAAAUAAUGAGCUUCAAAGGGCCCAUGUAGAUGUGCAGCAAAUACCUUCUAUGAUGUCUGAACUCAAUCACCUUAGACAAGAAUUUCAUCAGUACAGGGCCACAUAUGAACAUGAAAAAAAGGUUUACCGUGACCAUAUUGAAUCUCUUAAUGCUAUGGAAAAGGAGUACAGGAGCAUGAAUGAUGAGUUGGCAAAACUUCGAGCUGAGUUGAAUAAUAUUUCAAACAGUGAUAAAAGAUCAGCUUAUGUUACUGCUGCCGGAUAUGGUGACGUUGAUGCCUCUGCUCACAAUCCUUCAGGACAGAGUUCCUAUGAAGAUGGUUUUGGAGCUCAGCAGGUACAUCACCAGUUUCCUGCCAGUGGUGCUGCUGCUACUGCAUCUACACCUGCUGUUACAGGAGGCAGUGUGGUAGCCAGCGGUGGUGGUACACCAACUUAUGCUGCACCUCAAUCUGGGCCAGCCUCUGCAAGGGCAGGAUAUGAUGUAUCGAGGGCCCCUGGUUAUGAAGCACAAAGGGUUCCAAUUCCAACCUAUGACCUGCAGGGUGGUCAAGUCUACAACGCUCAGAGAGCAUCAGGCUAUGAUGCAUAUAGAGGAGCUAAUUAUGACAUGCAAAGGCCUCCUUAUGACCCGCAAAGAGCUGCAGUUUAUGAAAUGCCUUGGGCCAAUAACUAUGAUGCACAUUCUAGGGGUGCAGUGGCUCCACUUCCUCCUCCUCCUCAGGGCCAAACGCCUGUAAACAACACGCCUUAUGGAUCUGCUGCGCCACCACUUGUUGCUCGAGCAGCAGCAGGAAAUGAAAUGCAGCCUCGAGGUGGCAAUACUGCUCGUAGGUAAGAGAAUAUCACCAGAAGGUUCUCUGAAUUCAGCUGUCUAGAUCAUGCUUCGUCUCCUUGAAGAUUUGGUCAUAUGCUCUAAAGCAGCUAGACAUUAGUUGCUUUUGCAUUCAACUGGUUCAAUGCAGAUAUUUUGAGUGGAGAAGGAAGGAUUAAAACAUUGUAGAAGGUUGACAACACAAGGGAGCUUGAUAGAUUGUGAGAUUAUACUUUUGUAGAUCACUGGAUCGUUCUGUGGCAGUGGAUCUUUAUAUGAGCAUUUUUUGUUUGCCAAAAUUGGGGUUAAGCCCUGCUGUUUCCUUUUGGCCUCAUUGUGACCAAUUGUGAUUAAUGUUUACUGCUCUUUGAUCAAUUUUGAAUUAAAUUUUUAGGAAUAUAAUAUGUCCAAUAAAAUUGGUUUUGAUA